Messenger RNA from Actinia tenebrosa (Australian red waratah sea anemone), 5322 nucleotides. RefSeq lists its product as uncharacterized. NCBI's taxonomy places the organism in Eukaryota, Metazoa, Cnidaria, Anthozoa, Actiniaria, Actiniidae. The record is from RefSeq and is a predicted model, not a curated record. Gene Ontology annotation, molecular function: voltage-gated potassium channel activity; intracellularly cyclic nucleotide-activated monoatomic cation channel activity; protein-containing complex binding. Gene Ontology annotation, biological process: potassium ion transport; transmembrane transport. Gene Ontology annotation, cellular component: membrane.
AUUCUACCGUUGGAUAUCUUCGUAUUCGCGCGCUCUUCUCAUCAUGUGUGGUACCAAGUCUUGAGUUAUCUAAGACUGAAUCGCUUGCUUAGGUUUCAAAGGAUGAUGAAGUUUUUCGACGUCCGUGAAAAUGAGCUUGGAAGCAACACUGCUGUGCUGCGUGCCAUUAAGUUCUGUGCUAUGGGUACCAUCUUGAUACAUCUGUUCUCGUGUAUUUGGUUUUGGCUUGGAUGCGACAAUGUUGGCUUGCCUAAUCACACCUGCUUAGCUGAUGGCUGGGCAAUGGUGCUAAACACAGGAAUAGAUAAGAUCCCUCUUUGGAACAAGUAUGUGUUAAGCCUCUACUGGGCCACAGCAACUGCUACAUCAACAGGAUAUGGUGAUAUUCAUGCUGUUAACAAUACUGAGAAGUGGUUUUCCAUAGUUGCUAUGUUGGUUGGGAUUGCUUUGUUCUUUGGACUAAUUCUUGGUGGUAUGGCAUCAAUGUUGACCAACUCCGACUCCAGGAGAGCUCGCUAUUCUCACCAUCUAAAUGUUAUCAAAGACUACCUGGUAGAUGUUGGUAUAGACGAUACCAUCCAAGACAAGGUCAUGGCUUACUAUGAAUACUUGUGGUCCACAAGCAAGGGAGUCAACGGUCUUGGAAUCUUUGAUGAUUUACCACUCACAUUCCAAGCAGAACUGUCCUUAAGCAUCAACCGUAAAGUUCUUGACAAGGCUCCUCUCUUCAUGGGAUUGAGCCCAGGCUUCAAGCGUAUGCUAUCUUUAGUCAUCAAGCCAAUGUUUUUCAUGCCAAACCAAGUCAUAGCGAAGAAAGGGGAGAUUGGCCACCAUAUGUAUUACAUCCACAAGGGCAAAGCAGAGAUCCUCAAUGAGAAUAAUGACAGUGUUCUCCUCACCCUCACAGAGGGCAAGCUGUUUGGCGAAGUCAGUUUGGUGUAUAAUCUACCUCGAUCUACCACUGUUCGUGCUGCUAGCCUCUGCGUGAUAUUCACACUGGAUCGUGCGGACAUGAACCGGGUUAUCAAGCAUUAUCCUGAAGUUGCAGAAAAACUUUACACAGCUGUAGAACAUCGUUGUGACUUGAUGACUCGAACCAGGACGGACACGGAGAUAAGUGAGCACGACGAGACAACCUGGGAUGAACCAGGGCUGAAGAAAUCUAGCAUCGUGACCCUGAUUCGUCGUGCACUGAAUCACGUGAUCAUGCCAGACUCCACGUUCCUGAUGAUCUGGGAACGUGUUCACCUGGUUGCCGUGCUACUUGUCUGCUUUUUUUAUCCAUACGUUUCAUCAUUCUCCGUCAGUCUUCACGCCCUUGGUUACGGAGAGAGCGUUACUAUGACAAUAGUCUUUGCCUUGACCUAUCUGCUUGACGUCGUCUUGUUGAUGGACUUUCUGAUGCGGUUCAACCUUGCCACCCCCGCGACUACAGAACUCAAGGAAAUUCGUCAUAAUUACAUCCGUACCUUUCUGUUCUGGACCGACUUCUUGUCUGUCCUACCGUUGGAAAUCUUUGCGUUUACCGUAGCCCCACUUCAUGAACGCUGGCACGCAGUGACAUUUCUCAGGCUUAACAGACUCUUGAAAGUCCUUCGGAUGUCAGCGUUCUUCAGCGAGCUAGAGGACAGAUUGGAAUACAAUAUUGGCAGAAUUCGAGCUGUCAAGUUUGCUAUCUACAUUACUCUUGCUACCCAUCUCUGCGCCUGUUUGUGGUUCUUUGAGUCUUGUUAUGGCGAAAGCUGUGCCCAUGGAAGCUGGGCCCAGCACAUAGCCAAACUCGACGUAGGAUUAGACGAGUACAUAGCAUCCAUGUACUGGGCUGCCGCCACCAUGUCCUCCACAGGAUAUGGUGACAUUCAUGCUCAUUAUGUCUCAAGCCAACUUGUUGCGGUAGUGGUGAUGUUUUUUGGGAUGAUGUUGUAUGGGUACUGCUUGAGUAGCAUCGCUGCCACCCUGGCCAAUUCUGCUUCACCUAAAGUGGAGUUCCUUGAGCGAAUCAAUGCUGUUGAGACGUUCAUGGUCAACAACAACCUGUCAUCUGAGUUGAUAGCACAAGUCCAUCGUUAUCUUACUACUUUGUGGAAUAUUCAUAGGGGUGAGGUCAUUCCUCGUGCAAAGCGAUUGAUGGAUGACAUGCCGAUAUCUCUACAACAAGAUGUGACAGCAGGAGAAGCCAAGGAAGUCAUAGAAAAGGUUCCCAUCUUCAUGGAGACAGAAGAUUCAUUCUUACGCAAACUCUCUCUCAAAACAACAUCCUACAUGUUCAAUCCAGGUGACUAUAUUGUCUACGCUGGCGAUAUGGGCCGUGAGAUGUAUUGUGUAAGAAGGGGACUGGUAGAUGUGAUUGGCGAUGAUGGAGUAAAGCUUGCUACUCUUGGCCCUGGAGGUUUCUUUGGAGAGGUUGGUCUCAUCUUUGGUGAGAGUCGUUUAGCUUCAGUCCUGGCCAAAACACACUGCCAGAUUCUGAUGCUGACCAAAGAUGAUCUUGAUGACGUCCUCCAGUAUUUCCCAGUGGUUGCCAGGCAACUUGGCGAGGCUGGUGCGAGCAACACUCACUUGCAAGAAAUCCAGAAGGCUGCGAUUCAGACUGCUAGGACAGCCAUCCGACGCAUGUCAUUGACAGUUCAGGGUAAUUCAUCGUCCCAAGAAGCUGGAAAGCUGGCAGCCAUUGCCAAGAAGUCGUCACAGAUAACACCCAUUGAUCACUGUGAGUUAGCGAUCUUGAAUCAUAUUGAUGUCGAGGAAGAAAUUAAAAGGCCAUAUCGUGAACUUUCACCUCUGGCCAGGAUUUUCUCUUUCUUUCUCAUGAGGAAGGGGAUUGUACCAACUCGCACGUGGUUCAGAGUGUGGCAAGCAACGACCAUCUUUAUUGCUGGGAUCUACAUGGUCACCUUGGGGCUCCAAGCAGCUGUUCUUCACGUUGAUAUCCCUCUGUGGAUCCUCAACUACAUCUUUGAUGUCAUGUUUUUGGUUGAUAUAUACAUCAAGUUCCACGUGGGAUUCUACAACGACAAUAACAUCCUCGUGACCCAUCCUGUGAUGACAGCAAAGAACUACUUAAGAACUAACUUUUUCUUGGAUUUGUUUUGCUGUCUGCCAACCGAUAUUAUCGUGCUUGCUAUCUGGCCUGAGCAGUACGGAGUGUUGCGUAUCCUGGCCUUUGCAAGGCUGAACAGAUGCCUCCAUAUCUACAAAAUCGCGCUGUUUUUUGGAUUCAUGGAAGGUCGUCUUGGAAAAUCCGAAAACUUUUACAGAAAAUUCAAGUUUGCGGUGUACAUGGGUCUGUUUACGCACUACGUGGCCUGUGGGUGGCUUGUUAUCUCAUGUGUUGGUCAGGAUGAUGGCACACAUGAGUGUAAGAGCGACUCUUGGGUCAAGAAUGUAAUUCAUGAAAUAGGGCACGACGCUGCUUAUCAUCGUUACAUGACGACUUUCUACUGGGCAGCGGCGACAACCGCUUCUGUUGGUUAUGGUGACGUGCACGCUUACCUUACUGGCGAGAUGACAUACUCUUUGUUCUGCAUGGUGAUUGGCAUCGUGUUCUACGGUUACAUCAUCGCUGCCGUCGCCGCUAGUUUGGCCAACGCAGACGCGCAAAGAGCUCGCUACCAAGAACGUCUCGGUGCCAUCAAAAACUUCCUUGAGGACCAGAAUAUCGCAGAACACCUACGAAACCGUGUUAUCAGUCAUUACGAGUAUAUUUGGAUUCGUAAUCGAGGUGUUGACCCAAGCUCUCUCUUCCAAGGGAUACCGCUGGCCUUACAAGCCGACAUAACACUUAGUGUGUACAAGGAUAUGAUAGAGAAGGUACCUUUGUUCCAAGGGACGGAAAUCGGUUUCUUGAAGAUGUUAUCGAUGUACAUAAAGCCUGUGUAUUUCUUGGCCAAAGAAUAUGUAGUGAGGAAAGGCGACAUUGGACAAGAGAUGUAUUUUAUCCAUGCGGGUCAAGUUGAAGUGGUCUCCGAGCAUGAAAGACCUAUCGUAUUCGACACAAUGGGAGGUGGCAGGUUCUUUGGCGAGAUCAGUAUUGUCUUUAGCUGUCCAAGAACCGCCUCCAUCAGGACGAAAACCAACUGUGAUGUGUUCGUACUGACCAAAGCUGACCUUGACGAGGUACUGAGUCACUACCCUUUGAUCAAGAAGAAAAUCUUAGAGACUGCAGAGGAGAGACAGAGGAUGGUCAGGGAGAGAGCUGCUGCUUUCGCUGCCAAGAAGAAGGAGGAAGAAGACCAGAAGAAGAAAGAGGAGGAAGAUAGGAAGAGACGAGAGGAAGAGAAUAAGGAUAAAGAGAGUGUUAAAGACGAUGAUGGAAAAAACACCAAGGAAACGAAGAAAGAAGAACCGGCAGAAACGACGGUUGUAGUAGAGGACGCGGCAGACGAGAAGACCAGUUGCAUCAAAACCUGUUUUACCGGUUCAUUAGAACYUAUCACUGGGCUUGUGAUCAUGCCUGAUAGUAAGCUUAGGAUCAUCACCUUCGUCAACUGCCUUCUUAUCUUUGCCACGAGUAUCACCAUCACUUACAUGGCCGCAUUUCAAGACCAUCCGUGGUACCUGCUCACCUUCGACUACGUCUGUGAAGCGUCAUUUUACUUAGAGAUAUUCUUCAACUUCCACCUGGCCUUCGUCGACAACGUCGGUGACGUCAUUACCGACCACCGGAGCCUGGUAAUGAAUUACGUCAAGGGGAAGUUCCGAUUCGACCUGGUUGCUAACUUCCCUAUCGACAUCUUUGCACUGGCUGCACCCGCGGGCAGAAAACUCGAGAUUCUAUCAUUCCUUAGGCUUCUUCACUUGUUGAGACUCGUGCGGAUGGAGCAGUUUUUCACUGAAUACGGCAAGAAGCUUGACAUCGAUGUAUUCAAGGUUCGCAUGAGCAAGCUUCUGUUUGAUGUCAUUCUCAUGGUGCACCUGUUUGCCUGUGGAUGGUAUUUUAUCGACUGCCCUGAUGCUGUGUGCUGGCCAGAAGAGUCCUGGAUCUUUACUCAAGGACUAGAAACCAGCAGCGCCAUCWGUCUAUACAGCACGGCACUUUACUGGGUCGUUGCCACGGUUACGUCUACUGGAUACGGUGACGUCCACGCGGACAAUGAUGUCGAGAUGGUGUACGCAAGCUCUGUCAUGGUGAUCGGCAAGCUUGURUUUGGUUUUAUCCUUGGUAAUAUCGCUUCAACAUUAGCUAACGCUGAGAUCGGCCGAGUAAAGUACGAGGAAAAGCUAGGAGCCAUUGAGGCACACAUGGAUGACCAAGAAAUCCCUCCCACGCUUCAACAUCGCGUUAAAAACUUUUACCAGUUUAUCUGGAAUACAAACAAGUAA